ACGAUGCAAUGAUAUGCUACUAAUGAGCGUUGAAAGUGCAAUAAAAUCUAUGUUAUACUAACUUUUAUAAGUUUAAAGACUUUGACCUAUAAUUAGCGAAGCGUGACAUGUAGUUUGUCACCAAGCUGCAAUUUGUGUUCGGAUUUAAUACGCAUUAAACUUAAGCUGCAAGAUGGAAGAGGAGCGAGCACCGACAUAUUCGAGAGAAAAAGAACGGCAUAACAUAGGCAUAGACAUCAAUGAAAACAUUGCUGUUCCUAAACAUUCUGUAGCGAUCUCAAAUUCAAUAAACGGGGAAACCAAAGCGGAAGUUGGUUCUCGCGUUUCGGAACCAGAAGUUAGAAACAUCGUUCAAUCAACCAAAUAUUCGAAUAAUGAGAAUGGCCGACAGUUAGAGGAAAAUUUAAAAAUCAACGACGAAGAUGAUUAUUCUAGAAAUAGACACGAUAUCGCAAAAGGAACUGAUGAUAAAACAUUUAAAUACGAACAUAUGAAUGCAGGCAUAGAUCAAACGCAGGCGGGGAAGCCGAGUAAGCUGUUUGAAAUGCUGAGCAGGGAAUUUGAUGAUGAUGAUAAUAAUAAGCUUGGAAAUUAUGAGCUCUCAACAAACAUCCCUUUGACUGUCGACACGGAAAUAAAGAGCGAAAUUUCCACGAGCCCAAUGUGUUCACCGGCGAUGACGUCACCAAGAAGCAUGACGUCAUCGCCGAGCCCCGAAAUUUCGCCGCGGCAGUUAAAACGCGAGAUUUCGGAGAGUUCGAGUGAAGACAAGGACAAAAGUGGCGGUUUUGAUGGUAAACCUAAGAAAAAGUCCCGACGACGCGGGUCCGCAUGGUCAGACGAGGAGACUGAAUUCCUAAUGGAGAUUUGGGCUCGCGAGGUCGAGCUCGUAAAAGGCAAAGGCGGAGACAUAACAGCCACGUGCGCGCCCGUGUACCGGCUGAUCGCGCAGGAGAUGACCGGAAAGGGUUACGAUAAGUCAUGGGAACAGUGCAAGACGCGCAUCCAUACGCUCAAGCGCGCGUACAAGAUAACGAAAGAUGAGAUCAACUCGGGGGCAAAAACGAUAACAUACUGUCGGCAUUUCGAUAAACUUGGUAUUAUCUGCCUAGACAAUCCCGAUAUCACACCGGGGGUCUUGGCCACUACAUUGGCACAAAAACGAGAAAAGAUGGAAGCCGAGAAUAAGACUGCCGUUCGGACGCCCGUCAAGCGGAAAUUGAUCGUUGGUGAGCCUCCGGUGACCAUGAUCAAGCGUCAGAAGCAACCGGAAGCGGCCCGCACUGCCGUCCUUUAGUUCUUUCUCCCAAUCGAACACGAGUCCCAGCACGGAUAGUAACUCCGUCUGGCUCCCGCCGCUAGUGCCGAAAACUCAGCAGCCGACAUCGGCACUCCAGAUGUCGCUCGCAGCUCCACCGAUGGUAAUGCCGAUAUUUAAACAGCCACUACAACCUCCACAACAACAGCAUCAACAACAGACUCCGUCACUUCCCCCACCCCCAUCGUAUCACUAUAGCACCGGUCACCAAUCAACCGCGAGUCACAGCGAAUGCAGUCUUCCGGUUACCGUUAAACCAGAGAUGCCUGAAUUAACGCUGCAUGGCCUCUCGAGCGUUCCACAGACGACAAACUCUCAGCAUCCAAGUCACAUGUACGCUUUCUCGCCGACAACGACGAAUGUAGCAGAACCGGUGCAGAAUCAAAAUGGCGGCAGUCAAAAUGGCGGCUCCGGUAAUCCUAGUGACAUCGAACGGAUGAAACUGGAUUUGGAACUGAGGAAACUUGACGUUGAGAGAAAGAAGAUCGAAAUGGAAGAACGACAACGCCGGGAGGAACGCGAUCACCAAUACCGGAUGUUGCAGCUGCUUCUUUUUGGGCUAGGACAACAAAGCAGUUCGCAAGGAUCAGAGGUCGCGCUUGCGCACUUAACCACUCUGUCACGUGCUCUUGAAAAUGGCCUCGUUCCUGGUGGUCAGGGCGUUAACGAGAAAGGUCUCUCGUUUAACGAAUUGUGAAAAUAAACAUUGUGUCUUUUCUUCAUCUGUGUGUUAGUUAUUUUUGCCAGAUCCACCCGGAUCUAAAAUUACUAUAUAAAGUGAUAACUUUUGUUUAACUUUAUGUCGAAAAGUGGCUUCUUUUAUUUUUGAAACUAUCUUAGGAUAGACAUGGUAGGUUCGCAUAUUCAGAGGGAAACUUUAUUUUCAAAAGAACCAGUCAUCCUUUUUAAUCAAUUUGGCAUCACAUUUAAAUUCCUACGCGAUAGCCUAUAUGUCCUCAUUUUGUUUCAACAUGAACGUUAAGUUUUUGUUACCGUGGAUUUGUUGUUAUUGUUGUAAUGAAAGUUGUUUUUGUCACUGUGGAUUUUAAAAAUUGUUUUUGAUUGUUUCUUUGUCUGUUACUUGUUACCGGUACCUUGUAUACGAAUGGCUGGAUUGUCUGUCUUGUGACGUUUUACAAAAUUACCAAAUGAACAAACUUUGUUAUGUCGAUGCUUCCGGUGAAAACCCACAGAGCUGAUGGGGCUUAAUGAAAUUUUUACAAAAUCUCAAAACUGUAAUAUUCCUGCUUUGGAAAGUUAAUUUUAUCUUAAUUGGGUUAACUCUGGGCCCUGACCUAAGUCCUUUAGAUUUAUUAUUAUUUUAAUUUUAUUUGUUUUUACCUUAGUCUAUCUUGGUUAGUUUUAUGUGAAAAUUUACAUGUUACAUAGUUCGAUAUUAAUUGUCCUUUAUGCAUUUUAUUCUUCAAAAUGAAAUUAAUUUUCAUAUUAUUUUGUUUUUACUUUUGUUUGAUUUUUUCAUUGUUAUUUUCAUCAGCUUUGCAUUUAAUUCCAUAUUCGAUUAUAUAGUUUAUACGCAUGUUUUAUUUCGGAUGCUUUUUCCAGAAUUUUCGUUACAGAUUUUAAUUUCGUUAUUGGUGAAGGGAGGCAAAUGCGUUUAUAUCUGUUUUGCUAAGUUUGCGCAGUUGUUUCCCUUUAUUUUUAAUGCAUUUUGUACAAUUUCAUUAUUAUUGAAACAUCAGUAAAACAUAUUUUUGUAAAA
Messenger RNA from Dreissena polymorpha, 3038 nucleotides. RefSeq lists its product as uncharacterized. The transcript has 2 exons. NCBI's taxonomy places the organism in Eukaryota, Metazoa, Mollusca, Bivalvia, Myida, Dreissenidae. The coding region runs from base 173 to 1297 and encodes 374 amino acids. The record is from RefSeq and is a predicted model, not a curated record.